CCCCUUAUAUAAACCUCUCACUUCUCCUCACCUUUCUCACAUUCCACUCUUCUUUUACCUCUUUCGUUUCAUUCACUAGUUUUCCACAAAGUCUUCUCUCUUAUCUUAGCUUCAGCUUCCAUGUCGGAGAAACAAGCAGGCUUGAAUGGCUCCUACUACGGCCCAUCCAUCCCGCCCAAGAGGGACUCCUACCAAAGCGUCGGCCGCGGCGGAGGUCCCCUCGGCUGCUGCUGCAGCUGCAUCUUCGGCCUCGUCUUCAAGCUCAUCUUCACCGCCAUCGUCUUCAUGGGACUCGCCUUCUUCGUCUUCUGGCUCAUAGUUAAACCUAACCGCGUCAAGUUUCACGUCACCGACGCCACUCUCACCCAAUUCAACUUCUCCUCUGACAGCAACCUCCACUACAACCUCGCCCUCAACCUCACCAUCCGAAACCCUAACAAGAAGCUCGGCAUCUACUACGAUCGCAUCGAGGCCAGAGCCAACUACGAGGGCCAGAGGUUCAGCACGAUCACUCUCACCCCGUUUUACCAAGGACACAAAACCACCAACGUUUUGAACCCUCUGUUUACUGGACAGCAGUUGCUUGUUGGGUCCAAUUUGCAGUCGGAGUAUCAGAAGCAGACCAGUGCUGGGGUAUACGAGAUUGAGAUGAAGCUUUAUCUGAGGAUUAGGUUCAAGUUCGGUCGGAUCAAGACCGGAAAGUUCAAACCCAGAGUUGAAUGUGACUUGAAGGUUCCUUUGAGUACGAAUGGCAAUUCCGCAACUACCUUCGAGACCAAGCGGUGCAAGAUUGAUUACUUUAAAGCCAUCUAGCUGGUCAUCCAUGGCGGCCGAGGAGGAGAUCCUUUCUUGUUGAUACAGUCUUCUUCUUAUCUUUUCGCUUCUGCUUUGUGAUUUUUCAUACCAGACACUAUUCUUUUGUUUCUUUUUUUGGCGUUACGAUUACUGUUACAUAUCAUAUGUACACUGAUUAUGAGUAUAUGAUGAUGACGAUUUAGUGAUCAGAUCUUUGGAUUAUAAAUAAAUGACGAUUUUAGUGGUUAGUGCUUUGC
This is a messenger RNA of Fragaria vesca subsp. vesca, 1052 nucleotides long. Its product is annotated as putative syntaxin-24-like. The transcript has a single exon. NCBI's taxonomy places the organism in Eukaryota, Viridiplantae, Streptophyta, Magnoliopsida, Rosales, Rosaceae. Gene Ontology annotation, biological process: defense response to other organism. Bases 121 to 813 code for a protein of 230 amino acids. The record is from RefSeq and is a predicted model, not a curated record.